This is a messenger RNA of Nerophis lumbriciformis (worm pipefish), 1548 nucleotides long. The record is from RefSeq and is a predicted model, not a curated record. Lineage: Eukaryota; Metazoa; Chordata; Actinopteri; Syngnathiformes; Syngnathidae.
AUGGAUAACCACAUUCCGGGUGACCGAAGUGAUGUGUUUGCCGGCUUCGCCACGACAUUCAAGUCGUUCGCAACCGACGCCAUCCACGUCGGCCAGGAGCCGGAGCAGUGGAACUCCAGGGCCGUAGUGCCGCCGAUAUCGCUUUCGACCACGUUCAAACAGAGCCAACCCGGAAAGCACGCUGGCUAUGAAUACAGCCGCAGUGGAAACCCAACACGAGAAUGCCUUGAAAAGGCCGUAGCAGCGCUGGAUGGAGCAAAGUACAGCCUUGCUGUGGCUUCAGGGCUGGCUGCCACAUUGACCAUCACUCACCUGUUGAAGGCCGGAGAUGGAAUUGUUUGCAUGGAUGAUGUGUAUGGAGGCACAAACCGCUACUUCCAAAAAGUGGCAGCUGAAUUUGGGCUACAGAUCACCUUGGUUGACUGUACCAAACUAGAGCUACUCAAGGCAGCCCUAAAGCCCAACACUAAAAUGAUUUGGAUCGAGACGCCCACUAACCCCACUAUGAAGGUUGUCGACAUUAAGGCAUGCUCCGACUUGGUGCAUGAUCACAACAAAGACAUUGUGGUCGUGGUGGACAAUACAUUCAUGUCUGCCUACUUCCAGCGUCCUUUGGCUUUGGGAGCCGAUAUUUGCAUGUACUCAGCCACCAAAUACAUGAACGGUCACAGUGAUGUAGUUAUGGGGCUGAUGUCAGUCAACAAAGAGAAACUUUAUGAUCGACUGAAGUUUCUACAAAAUGCACUAGGUUGCGUACCAUCUCCUUUUGACUGCUACCUGGUCAACCGUGGACUGAAGACGUUGCAUCUGCGCAUGGAGUGCCACUUUAAGAACGCCAUGGCCGCGGCAAAGUUUUUAGAGGCAGAUUCUAGAGUGGAGCGUGUCAUCUACCCAGGUCUGCCCUCUCACCCACAGUAUGAAGUUGUGAAAAGGCAAUGCACCGGUUGUCCUGGAAUGAUCACCUUCUACAUUAAAGGGAAACUUGAACACGCCUCCACCUUUCUCGAAAGUCUCAAAUUGUUUGCUGUGGCAGAGAGUCUCGGUGGUUAUGAAAGUUUAGCAGAGCAUCCGGCAAUUAUGACUCAUUCGUCUGUGCCUGAGAAGGAAAGGAACAUCUUGGGUAUUAGUGACACUCUGAUUCGGCUCUCUGUGGGGCUGGAGGAUGAGGCAGACAUAAUUGCUGAUCUGGAUCAAGCGCUUGCUGCUGCUGGUCUUUAGUGAUAUUUUUUUGCUGCAGAAAGACAUCAAAGUCUUUGCAAGGCCAGCAGAUGGCUCCUCCACAAGAGUCUUCCCAGAAACCUCUUCUCAGAGACUCAGAAAAAGAUGUUCAGAUCAGAAUUGGAAAAAACGCUGGAGUCUUACAACGCCUCUAUCAGUAUGUCUACAAAGCUGCACCUCUUUAUGUCAGUGGUCAUACCUACGGUGACCAAUGCUUGUGAGACGUGGAUGAAGAAAGCCAGAAUCACCACCCAACUGGAUGUCUUCCACAGACUGUGCCUCAGAUACAUCCUGAGGAUCCGUUGGAGAGACCACAUCCCCAAUGAAUGA